AUGCUCCGCCUCCGCACGUCCCUCCGCUCCCCGUCCCCGCUCGCCGCCCUGCGAAAUCACCCGCGCCCGCGGCGCACCUACGCUGGCGCAGCGCCGCACAAAAAGCAGCAAGACCCAUGGCAGCAGUUCGAGGCCGUGCAGAAGGAGCACGCGCGCAUCCUCCAGGUCGUCCAGUUCAAGGUCGCGCUCGCCCGACAGACGUUUGACGAGGUGCGCUUUGAUUCACGCGCCCGCGCCCAUUCGACGUUUCUCACAGGCGCACAGCAUAGCGAUGCGCCGAAGAGCGACACCCGGCUGUCCAAGCUGCUUAAAAACAGCGGGCCCCUCACGCGCGCCUGGCAGCGCUGGCUCACCGUACACAAGUCGCUCGACGAGAACCGCGCCCUCCUCGCCCUCCCCGACCUCAAAGAGCUCGCCGAAGACGAGCAGUCCACCCUCCUUGCCGACCUCUCCGCCCUCCUCACGCGCGACUUCCCCGCCCUCCUCGUGCCCCCGCCCAGCACAGGCGCCAUGUCCGCCCUCAUCGAGCUCAAGGCCGGCGUCGGCGGCUCCGAGUCCUCGCUCUUCUGCGCGGACCUCCUGCGCAUGUACACGCGCUACGCGCACGCCCGCGGAUGGGCUCCCGCCGUCGUGUCCGCCAACGCAAGCGAGCAGGGCGGGUUCAAGGACGCCAUACUCGAGAUCACGGGCGCCGGCGCGUACGAGGCCCUGCGCGCGGAGAGCGGCGUGCACAGGGUCCAGAGAGUUCCCGCGACAGAGUCGAGCGGCCGCGUGCACACCAGCACCGUCGCCGCAGUGGUGCUCCCGCUGUCCGAAGACGCAGAGGCGGAAAAGGAGGACGACCUGUUCAACAUGGACGACGUGCGCAUCGAAGUCAUGCGCGCCCGCGGCGCAGGAGGACAGCACGUCAACAAAACAGAAUCCGCCGUGCGCCUCACGCACGUCCCCACCGGCAUCACCGUCUCCAUGCAAGACGAGCGCAGCCAGCACCAGAACCGCCGCCGCGCCUUCCAAGUCCUGCGCGCGCGCCUGAUGGACCAGAAGCUCAUCCGCGAACAAGCCGAACGCCGCGCCGCGCGGCGCAACCUCGUGCGCACCGCCGACCGCAGCGAGAAGAUCCGGACGUACAACUACCCGCAGGAUCGCGUGACGGACCACCGAGUGGGGAAGCUCAACACGACGUGGGGCUCUGUCAUGGAGGGCGACGCGCUGGAGGACAUCGUGCUCGCGUUGAAGGAGCGCCAGAGGCUGGACGCGCUCGAGGAGGUCCUCGCCGAGGCCGAGGAGAUGGCGGCUGAGAUGUCGUGA
Heterobasidion irregulare TC 32-1 is the source of this 1308-nucleotide messenger RNA. RefSeq lists its product as uncharacterized. The coding region runs from base 1 to 1308 and encodes 435 amino acids. Gene Ontology annotation, biological process: translational termination. The transcript is spliced from 6 exons. Lineage: Eukaryota; Fungi; Basidiomycota; Agaricomycetes; Russulales; Bondarzewiaceae. Gene Ontology annotation, molecular function: translation release factor activity. The record is from RefSeq and is a predicted model, not a curated record.